GCGCCCGGGGCCCAGCGAGCCGGCCGCCCGCCCGGCCCUGAGAGGCGAGCCGCGAGCUCCUCCGUGCCCCGGCGAGCUCCGAGCGGCCGCGCGGGGCUGUAGAGCGCUUCGGCUUCGUCUGCGGUCGGGGAGGAGAGCGGCGUUGCUCCGGUAGCCCGGCCCGAGGAGCGCCCGUCUGCUUUGACGCGCGAAGAUGGUGAGAUGCGGACUGCGCUGUGACACGACCCGCUCCCCGCUGCGGAGUGCGGGCUCUGCGGCCGCCUUCCCGCUCGCUGCGCUCUGAGGGAGGACGCCGGUCCUUUUCCCCCUUCCAUAAACCUCUCCUUGCUUCCAUGGUGCGGUGGUCAGCGUUGUUUACGGAAGGGGGAAAAAAAAGGAGGCGGUCGAGGUCCCAAACAAAAGUAUUUGUAUGACUCAUCCGCCUGGAUUUAAGACGUUCUCUCCCUCUGUCGAGGAGCCUUUCCUUCUGUCUGAAGAAAUCAGAUGCUCGUUCCUGUUCUUCCAGAGGAGGGUGGAUUAAAAGUGGUACGUUUUAGACGUUUUCUGGGCCACUGCUGAUGUUGUUAAGAGACAUAAUGGGGCUUUUUCACUGGAUUAUUGCCAGAAUUAGUUUACACACUGAAACAAUGAGUUGUUAGGCCUCUCGUAUGCGGUAAUGUUUGUCGUGCUUUAACGUAAACUUGCUGUGGAGGUUUGGCUUAAAAAUUGUGGAGGACGAUCUGCAUCUGCAUCGGAAGAGGUUCUCUUCGUCUCUGGUUGGUGUGGCAACUCCAAUCUGUCCUCGAUGCCUUCAGCCUUGGCCAUCUUCACCUGCCGCCCCAACUCCCAUCCGUUUCAGGAGCGUCAUGUCUACCUGGAUGAGCCCGUCAAGAUCGGCCGCUCAGUGGCUCGCUGCCGGCCGGCUCAGAACAAUGCGACUUUUGACUGUAAGGUGCUGUCCAGGAACCACGCACUUGUCUGGUUUGAUCACAAGACCGGCAAGUUCUAUCUUCAAGACACUAAAAGUAGUAAUGGUACCUUUAUUAAUAGCCAGAGACUGAGUAGAGGGUCUGAGGAGAGCCCACCAUGUGAGAUAAUGUCAGGUGACAUCAUCCAGUUCGGUGUAGAUGUGACGGAGAACACACGGAAAGUUACUCAUGGAUGUAUAGUCUCCACAAUCAAACUGUUUCUUCCAGAUGGAAUGGAAGCUCGAUUGCGAUCUGAUGUUAUCCAUGCUCCAUUACCAAGUCCUGUUGAUAAGGUUGCUGCUAACACGCCCAGUAUGUAUUCUCAGGAAUUGUUUCAGCUUUCACAGUAUCUACAGGAAGCUUUACAUCGGGAACAAAUGUUGGAACAGAAGCUGGCAACCCUUCAGCGACUACUUGCUGUUACACAAGAGGCUUCCGAUACUAGUUGGCAGGCUUUAAUAGAUGAAGACAGGCUGCUAUCAAGGUUAGAGGUUAUGGGUAAUCAGUUACAAGCAUGUUCAAAGAAUCAAACAGAAGACAGUAUACGAAAAGAGCUUAUAGCAUUACAAGAAGACAAACACAACUAUGAGACAACAGCCAAAGAGUCCCUGAGGCGGGUCCUACAGGAGAAAAUUGAAGUGGUCAGAAAGCUGUCUGAAGUGGAGCGGAGUUUAAGUAAUACUGAAGAUGAAUGUACUCACCUGAAAGAAAUGAAUGAGCGGACUCAGGAAGAAUUAAGAGAAUUAGCUAAUAAGUACAAUGGAGCUGUAAAUGAAAUUAAAGAUCUUUCUGACAAGCUAAAGGUGGCAGAAGGAAAACAAGAAGAAAUCCAACAGAAAGGACUGGCAGAGAAAAAGGAAUUACAACAUAAGAUAGAUGAAAUGGAAGAAAGAGAACAAGAGCUUCAAGCAAAAAUAGAAGCUUUGCAGGCUGAUAAUGACUUCACCAAUGAGCGGCUAACUGCUUUACAAGUACGGUUAGAACAUCUUCAGGAGAAAACUCUUAAAGAACACAACAGCUUAGGCAUACAAGUUGAUGACUUCAUACCUAAAAUUAAUGGGAGCACACAAAAAGAGAACUUUCUUUCAAAGAGUGGAGGGGACUGCACUUUUAUUCAUCAGUUCAUAGAAUGUCAGAACAAGAUCAUAGAUGAAGGACAUCUAACCAAAGUGGAAGAAACAAAGCUUUUGAAAGAGAACCAAGCAAGAGUGAAAGAAUCAGAUUUGUCAGACACUCUUAGUCCGAGCAAGGAAAAAAGCAGUGACGACACUACAGAUGCCCAAAUGGAUGACCAAGAUCUAAAUGAACCUAUUGCUAAAGUAGCUCUUCUGAAAGAUGAACUUCAGGGUGCACAAUCAGAGACUGAGGCUAAGCAAGAAAUUCAGCAGCUGCACAAGGAGCUGAUUGAAGCCCAAGAGCUAGCUAGAACAAGUAAACAAAAAUGCUUUGAACUUCAAGCACUAUUGGAAGAAGAGAGAAGAGCAUAUAGAGUGCAAGUUGAAGAAUCUAACAAGCAAAUAAAUGUUCUGCAAGCUCAGUUGCGGAGGUUACAAGAAGAUAUUGAGAAUCUUCGUGAGGAGAAGGAGAGUGAAAUUUCUAGCACGCGAAAUGAACUAGUCAGUGCUCAAAAUGAAAUUCUGUCACUUCAACAAGUAGCAGAAAAGGCUGCAUCAGAACGAGACACAGAUAUUUCUGCUUUGCAAGAUGAACUACAAACUGUACGAGCAGAAUUGGAACGGUGGCGGAAAGAUGCCUCGGAUUAUGAAAAAGAAAUUGUCAGUCUACAAGCCAGUUUUCAGCUUAGAUGUCAGCAGUGUGAGGAGCAGCAUAAGGAGGAGGCUGCUCGUUUGAAAGGUGAACUUGAAAAGUUGAAGGCAGAGUGGACUGCUCUGGAAGCUGAAUGUGUUACGCUAAGGAAGGAAAAUACUUCACUUGCAUCUGAACUUCAGCGACAAGAGAAGGAGCUUUCUAGCUCUCAGAAGCAGAGUUUAGCUCUAACCAGCAAUAUAAGUGUUCUUGAAAUGUCUCGAAAAGAACUUGAAGAUCAGAUGGGAUCUUUGAGAGAAAAACAUCAACAGGACGCAGCCAGUCUAAAAAGCCAACUCAGUGAAGCUGAGAGUCAAGCAAAGGAUGUUCAGAAAGAGUAUGAAAGAACACAGACAGUGCUCUCAGAACUGAAGGCGAAGUAUGAGAUGGCUGAACAAGAAAAACAGUCAAUCACAGAAGAGCUUAAACAGUGUAAAGAGAACUUGAAGCUGCUGCAAGAAAAAGGAAACAACAGACAAUGGCCUUGGAUGCCUGUGAUGGCAGCUUUGGUUGCUGUGACAGCCGUGGUGCUGUACCCAGGCCUAACCAGAGCUUCUCCAUGAGAACUGUUGUUGAAUCCAUACACCGUCCUCCCUUUAGAAGCUGGCAACAUUCAUAUACUGAGGGAAAACAGAUUAAUUCUCUUCCUUUUUUUUUUUUUUUUUUUUUAACCUCUUAAUACAGCACAGCUCUGCGUGAGAACAGCAGUAGGGUCAUUUGCUUUAAACUGUAUAAAAUGUAUCUGUCUAUAAAGAGGGAAUAAAAUUGUGAUUCAUCAUACUGUGAGCAAUAUUUUUGCUUACAAUUUCAUGCAAGUUUUAAAUUAGUUUGUUGGGAUUCUGAAUACUACAACGGUGGCCUAAAGUAGACUUCUUGGUACCAAAUUAUUUAUAAUGGCUAGGUUUGUGGGCACGUACUUUAGAAUCUGAUUGCCAGAUUUAAAAGGAAAAACACACGCUGGAUUUUGGACACCCAAGCCAAGUAACCAUACAGAAGCUUGGCAAACAGAUGCAGUGUGCUCAGUGCCUUGCAGUGUGAUGUUCUUUAAAACUAGUACGCCAUUUUACUUGCUGUUAGUCACUGAGCUGUUGGGAACAAGGCUUAAGAAAACUUCUUACCACUCCUUUUGAAGGAAACAUAUUUUUCUUUGAUAAGGAUUCUUUUAUUAAUGAUUUUGGGGGGGGGAAAAAAUGUCCAGCCUUAAAAGAGAUAGAUAUUGAUGGUGGAGACCAGCCUAGAGUAUUUAGUGUGUGCGAGUGUAAGCAUGUGUGUGUUCCUGAAUGAACUGAGGUAUUUCUGGGAGCAAAUACUUGGUCAUUUGAUGGACAUAGUGCAGUGAUUCAACUUACAUUAACUUUACUUUGAAUGUAAUUUAUUAAAUUUCAUAUAUUUAAAGAGGUGCGUUCUUUAAAAGUAUGAAUACUUUUUCACAUAUCACAUUGUAUCAAUUUAUUUUUUCAGUCAUUUGAUACUUUCUGACUGAGCUGGGGAAGCUCUUUAAAUAAGCUUUUAUUGAUGUAACUUCAUUAUGAGAACUGCUACAGUACAUUGUGAUUAGCUGAUAAUAUUCUAAGUUGCAUAAAAUGCUACAAAAUUGGAAUCAUCUCUGGUGAUGUACGGGUCAACUGAAGAUGAUUUUAAUUUGGUAGUAGACCUUUGUGCAUCCUCAUCACAUGGCUGUAAGUAUGAUGCAGUGGUCCCCAUUACAAAGUUUCUUUUCCUUAUCAAAGUACUAUAACUGUUGCUGUUUGCUGACUUUUGGUGGGAAUCACUGUAGAUAGUGCUGAAUUAAAUGUAGACUAUAGUUAUUCUGUUCAGCUCAACAGUUCUGUCAAAAAAGUUUAUUAAAGACUUAAACAAUAUACUGAAGAAUGGUAAAGUAAAAUGGCUUUGCUAAGGGAAACUUCAAAACAGGGAGGUAAUAAUCUCAGCAAUUAAAUUGGCUUUAAACAAUUGUAUGGCAAUCGACAGGUAGUUUAAAUAUUUAAAUAGAAAUCUAGUAUAUAACUUACCUUGUAAGGUUUUGAGGGUCAUUGUCCUUUAAUUAAAGGUUCUGUCUUAAGUUACAUGGGAUUUUCUAUGGGGAGGAUUACUAGUAAUGGCAAAAAUAGUCCACAAGUGACUUGUAGAAAAUAUUGUCAUUUAGUUCGUUCAUUUCAUCACUUUCAGUUGCAGGAAGCCACCCAACCACAGAACACUCGUAUGCCAGUGGUACUCAGUACCUCUUGUAUAUAGGUUAUUGCAAAUAUUGUUCUGAAAUGCUUACCUUCAGAAUUACAUUUUUUAAAGUAAAUAAUUGUUUUAAAUCUAUUUUGUAAAGAUAUAAAAAUACAAUAGAAUUUCUGGAGUACAGAUUAAACUAUUUGCACUAACACACGUGAUGUGCAUGAUUUAAUAAAAUAACUUUACUCUCCCUA
This is a messenger RNA of Phasianus colchicus (ring-necked pheasant), 5170 nucleotides long. It is a transcript of the gene SLMAP, whose product is annotated as sarcolemma associated protein. Lineage: Eukaryota; Metazoa; Chordata; Aves; Galliformes; Phasianidae. The record is from RefSeq and is a predicted model, not a curated record. Gene Ontology annotation, molecular function: protein binding. Gene Ontology annotation, biological process: protein localization to plasma membrane; regulation of voltage-gated sodium channel activity; regulation of membrane depolarization during cardiac muscle cell action potential.